Messenger RNA from Drosophila navojoa, 1881 nucleotides. Its product is annotated as proton-coupled amino acid transporter-like protein acs. Gene Ontology annotation, biological process: amino acid transmembrane transport. The record is from RefSeq and is a predicted model, not a curated record. Gene Ontology annotation, cellular component: vacuolar membrane. Lineage: Eukaryota; Metazoa; Arthropoda; Insecta; Diptera; Drosophilidae. Gene Ontology annotation, molecular function: L-amino acid transmembrane transporter activity.
UUGGAUCUGAUUUAGUCGUUAGCGCGCGGGCAACUCGAUCACAUCGUUCACAUCGCAAAGCGUGGAUCGUUCCCGUUAGAUUGGCUACCUUUGACACCGGCAACUGUCGAUUUUUAAAAUAUUAGUUUCGGCUUCGGUCUUUCUCAGUUUUUACUUACUGUAAUAUAAAAAUAUUUUAAUACACGCGGCCCAACACGUGCGAAUUGGCGACAAUUAACAUUCGCGUAUUUCCACAUUCUAUUUGCAAAUUAUUCAAAAAGUAAUCUGUUCUUGGGCUCAUCGCCAUGAGUAAAAAUGGACACAAUAAUCAGGCGUUUGUCAGUGAUCAUGUGGACAACAUCAAGCAGCAGAGCAGCAACAAGUACUCACUGGAGCUAGCGGAGAAGGGUGCUGUCAAGACUCCCGAAUACAAUCCCUAUGAGCAUCGGGAUGUGCCGCAUCCCACAACCAACUGGGAGACCCUAUUCCAUUUGCUGAAAGGCUCUCUAGGCACUGGUAUUCUGGCCAUGCCAAAUGCCUUUCGCAACUCGGGCUAUGUGUCGGGGACCAUCGGAACCAUUGUGAUCGGCUUCAUAUGCACCUACUGCAUACACCUGCUGGUCAAGGCAGAGUAUGAGCUGUGUCGCCGUAAAAAGGUGCCCAGCAUGAACUACCCAGCUGUGGCGGAGGCAGCCCUGGCCGAGGGUCCUUCUUUCUUCAAGAACUGUGCCCCCUACAUAGGCACCGUAGUGAAUGUAUUCCUGCUAAUUUACCAACUGGGCACUUGCUGUGUCUACGUGGUAUUCGUUGCGUCCAACAUAAAAUCCAUUGUCGAUACCGUCUACGAGACCAACAUCGACGUGCGUCUCUGCAUGAUAAUAAUAUUGGUGCCUUUGAUACUCAUCAAUUGGGUGCGACAACUGAAGUACCUGGCUCCCUUCUCCACAUUAGCCAAUUUCAUCACAAUGGUAUCCUUUGGCUUCAUUUGCUACUAUAUCUUCCGGGAGCCAGUCACACUGGAGGGCAAGGAUGCCAUUGGCAAGAUUGAGAACUUUCCACUGUUCUUUGGAACAGUUUUGUUCGCCUUAGAGGCUAUUGGCGUUAUUUUGCCUCUCGAGAACGAGAUGAAAACGCCACACAAGUUUGGCGGCUCCUGUGGCGUUCUGAAUAUUUCCAUGGUAUGGAUCGUUUUCUUGUACGUGGGCAUGGGUCUAUUCGGAUAUCUAAAUUACGGUGCCAGUGUACUGGGCUCCAUCACUCUGAAUCUGCCUGAGCAUGAAAUUCCAGCGCAAUGCGUGAAAGCCAUGUUGGCAUUCGCCAUCUAUAUCACACACGGUCUGGCCUGUUAUGUGGCUAUUGACAUCACGUGGAACGACUACGUCGGCAAGAAACUGGGCCCCCAACGCAACAAGCUCUUCUGGGAGUAUGCCGUGCGUACCGGCCUUGUGCUGAUCACCUUUCUGCUCGCCGUGGCCAUACCCAAUCUGGAGCUCUUCAUAUCGCUUUUUGGCGCCCUGUGCUUAUCCGCCUUGGGCCUGGCUUUUCCAGCUCUGAUUCAGAUCUGCACGCACUGGUACGAGACCACUGGAAUGGCCAAGGGCUGGCUGCUGUUAAGCAACUUCGUGCUGAUUAUUGUUGGCAUUCUGGGUCUAGUUAUUGGAACGUAUACCUCUCUCAAGGAGAUUGUUCUCACAUUCACCGAAUAGUUGGCUACUUUGAAAUUACUUUAAGUCAAAUAUUAUAAUUUGGUAUAUUCCAUUCCUUCGAAUUUGUCGUACAAGCAAAGAACUACGCACUCAAUAUGACAAAUGGGCCAAUAAAAAAGGAAGAGUGCUGCAUCGAGCGACUGCAUGUUAACUAAUGAUUCGUAAAGUUAAACUUCAAUACUUGUAAAAACAAAAA